This is a messenger RNA of Fusarium redolens, 618 nucleotides long. RefSeq lists its product as uncharacterized. The coding region runs from base 1 to 618 and encodes 205 amino acids. Lineage: Eukaryota; Fungi; Ascomycota; Sordariomycetes; Hypocreales; Nectriaceae. The transcript has a single exon. The record is from RefSeq and is a predicted model, not a curated record.
AUGCACGCCCAGCAUGCGGAGUUGCCGUACGAGUAUCAGGUUCACGAUCCCAAUUCGGCUGGCCUCAUGAUCCAUAUGCAACAACCACGAAACGCCUCGGCUCCUAGUCACGACCUUUCGUUGAACACUCAGACUUACCUCCCUCCACCGCCUAUCCCUCCAACAUCAGAACGGCAUCGUCCGCCACGAGCCCCGUCUUCUGGAGCACGACACUUGUCCUGCUCCCCAAUUCGCAAGACACGCCAACCGUCCAUUCCACCCACGCCGGCCACAGCACACUCGCGCCACAGCUCCAACGGGUCCGUCGCAUCAGCUCGCAGCGCCUCGGGUCGAGGUAUGGUACCUGGGACUCCCACAGCAAUGCGCAAGCAACGACGAUCUCGAGAUGCAAGCGGCGGCAGUGGAGGCGGCGGGGAGAUCGGAUUCGUCAAUUUUACGCCCAGCGAUGGUGGUCUCCUAAUGACAGGCGUUGCGCCGAGCGGCAGUUCCAAGACCAAAGCGCGAAGAGAGCGUGAGGCGAUGGAACGAAGGCGACGAUUGAGCGAGGCGGCCAUGAAAGCGGUGCAAGCAGCAGGUGGUGAUGUCGACAAGCUGAUGGAGCAGGGUUUCGCAUUUUAA